Molecule: messenger RNA, 1950 nt
Organism: Cryptococcus wingfieldii CBS 7118
Lineage: Eukaryota; Fungi; Basidiomycota; Tremellomycetes; Tremellales; Cryptococcaceae
Exons: 6
Coding region: 1-1950 (649 amino acids)
Cellular component (GO): nucleus
Source: RefSeq, a predicted model, not a curated record
AUGACCUCUCCCAGCUCCGAUACCCAAAAAAUACCGCCUCAACCCCAAGCUCUUCGCGAUUCUUUUGUCACUCCUUCUGUGGGUGGUCUGCUUGACGACGGGUCUGACGUGCAAGAGCUAGCACAAAUGUCGCUUGCAAAUAGACGACAAGGCUUUAUUGGUAAGCGCAGGCAAAGAAAAGUGGUCGCAAGUAGCGGGGACGAAGACGACGUUCUCGUGCACAAUCCAAGUUCUAAACGACAGAUCGUCACUGCUCGUGCAGCCUACUCUUCCAAGGCAUCUCGACUUGAUGUCACUCACCGAGCUUCCUCUUCUCACAGUUCCACCUCUUUCAACAAGCGCCGCUCUGGACAGUUUGACGACCUUCUCUUCUCUGCCGAUGAGCGACAUGCUUCCCCUGUUCCCCCCACGGCAAAUUCCCGUUCCCGAGUACGGAAAGCCAUUGCUCCAUCCACUCAGGCAGCACUGAACGGCUUGAAGGAAAGACGCGCUCGCCGUGGCCCGCGCACGCCUACUCGGUCUUCCGACUUCCCGGACGAUCGUCCUGGACGCCUCGUCAUUGUCAGCGAUAACGAGCGCAGUCUUUCCCCUCCACGCACAUCCAGGCGUCGUAGAUCGAGCGGUAGAGCCAAGCCCGCUACACAAGUUCACUUAGACCCAGACGACGAGUCCACGCGCGAAGCAGAGACGGAAGAAGAAGAAGACAUGUUAGAGGGCCUCAAGUUGGACAAUCCCGAAGACUAUCGAGUGGAAGGCCGACUCAGAUUGGGGGUCAUAGAGGUUUCGAGCUCUUCAGAAGGGGGCGGGGAAGAGUCAGACUCGGCAGAGGAGUAUUUCGGUGAUGACCUGCUCCCGGAUGGAACCGUCCGCGACCCCUUUCGCACAGAGGAGGAUGAAAUGCGCGACUUUAUCACAGAUGAUGGUCACGAUUCAGCAAGCUACGAACUUCCUGCUGAAUUUGCCGGCGCCCGCGGUCAGUCCGAAGACACCAGAUUCCGCAUCGUUUUCCAAUACUUUCUCUACUUGGCCAUGCACGGCCCGGAGCGCGCCAGAAACUUGCCAGAGAGAGAAAAAGCGUACUUUGAGCCUUUUUUAUCCUCUAUGAGGACAAGGAUGACCGACUACCGAAACAACAGAGUACGAAGUCAGGCGUGGAGGCAAGAGUUUGUUCAUAAGCUCUUAAAGUAUCCAUACUUCUGUGCUCAAUUCGUCAAACCUGAACCUGGCUGUGACGCAUGCAACUUGAGUGGAAGGAUCAGUAGCUUUGCCAUGUCACUUGAAGGGCGACCCUAUGACUCCGUCACUUUCGAGUAUGUGACCGAUUCUGACGACGACUCGGAAUCAUCCAAUGCCGAGGAAGAUGACGAGUGGGACGAGCUUGAAAAGCUUCGAGGGACAAACAAGGGAAAAGACAGUCCUCAAGGAAAGAUAGCAAGGGAGAAGUCUCAGAUGAUGGAGCACCUUCGUGUGGACUAUGAGUGGUUGGAACAUGGUGAGGGGAUGGAUAAUGGCGAGGCAGGCGAAGCUGAGGAGGUCGAGCAAAGGAAUGUGGACUCGUAUAUCAUCGGUAAAUACUGCAAACGUCGAGCCCAGAUAUUUCACAGGAUCUCCCAUUGGGAAUUCAUCCUUUUCCACCGUAUCAAACAGCUCUACACCGACCUCCUCACCCGUAUGGGCUAUAAAGUCCCCGGUUCCCUUUCUGAAGACAGAGCCAAGAAAUAUGCAGCCGAACAUGACGACUACUAUCUGGGCAGGAGGAACACUCGGCAAAGGACGAUGGCCGAUAGGGCGGCUGUCUUGAGAGGGAGCGAUUUCCCAGAGGAUUGUGAGGACUUGGAGAGUGUUCUCCAGUGGAUGAUUGGCGAGCGCUAUGUUUCGGAGCAACAAGAAUGGAUUGAGAACCUGAUCGAGAGGGCAGAAAACUUAGAUAAGAUACCCUCGGAUCGGUGA